GUACAAUACAUGCUUUCAUACCAUCCGUAUCAGCUCACGACUUUGAAAGGCAAAUCAAAGUGGGAACUGUGAACAUCAUCACAGGUUUCACAGUGCAAGCAUACAAGGAUUCAGAUAAGUUCAGAGUUGUGCACGGUGCAGUCCAACUGAUAUUUUCUAAGGAUACGAAAAUACAACAAGUUGAUGACAAAGGAACAGACAUUGCAACAGAGAUUUUUGAUUUCUAUGACCACAGUCAAGUGAAAGAUCAUGCUGACCAGACGGAUUUCUUGAUAGAUGUUAUCGGGAUCAUGACAGACCAUGAAGUCCAUGUAAAUGAUAUCACAAAUAGGCAUAGAGUACGCCAAGAGCAGGCCAAGUUUGUCAUCACUGAUGGAAGAUCAAAUCUGAAGAUUACUUUGUGGGAUCAGUAUGCAAAAGAUUUUGUUAAAGCAGUUUGGGAGAAAGUGGAAACUCCUGUCAUCUUAAUUCUUGCCGGUUGCAGAGUAUAGCUUUGGAACAAUGAACCAAUUAUAACACAUGUAGCAGCUACAAAGUACUAGUUCAAUUACAAUCAUCACAGUGUGAAGCAACUUAGGAUGAUGCUUUCUGAACCUGAAUUUGCAAAAGCAGUUCGAUCCACAAACCCAACAAGGAAAGCAGAACUGUUGACAAUUGAAGCAAUUAAAGCUUUAGGCCCGGACUUUAUUCAGAGACAAGUGCUCGCUCAUGUCAACAUCAUCCAAGUAGACGAGAACCAGAUUUGGAAUAUUAUGGUCUGCACAUCGUGCGAUCUUGAACUUGAAGCCAAAGGAGUCCUAUACAUCUGCUCUGCAUGCCAGAGGAUUGUGCCAUACCCUGAAAUAAGAUUUCGUUUGGUUGUGCUUGCUUCGGACUUGAGUGGAACAAUUCAAGUUGUACUACAUGAUCGAGAGAUUAGACAGUUAAUUGGCAAGAGAGCACGCCAGGUUGUCCAAGAGAAUUCUGUUACUGGGAAAUUUCCACAAUGCUUCCAGCUUAUGGCUAUGAAACCAUAUACCAUCAAACUGACACUGAAUGAAGCCAACCUUGUGAUGAAAAGUAUUUUGUACUUUGCAACAAAUAUCUGUCAUGGCUUUAAGAUGGAGGAGACAAGAGAAAUUGUACAGCAAACAACAACCACAAAUGACUUUCAAGCUACAACUUCCAGUACUCAAAUACCAGAGCUUUCCAACCUCAAUUGUGAAUCCUCAGCAGCAACAAAAGAAUGAACAACAACAACAGCAACUUAAGUUUCAGCUUGGUCAUUAGACUACUUUUGUAAUGGUGAUGUUUUCUUUUCCAGUUAAAUAGCAGGUUCAUUAGAUUACCCUGCAACAAUCAAGACUUUAACAUUUUGCUAAUCAGUUACAUUUGUGGAAUCAAAUGUA
Molecule: messenger RNA, 1388 nt
Organism: Daucus carota subsp. sativus
Lineage: Eukaryota; Viridiplantae; Streptophyta; Magnoliopsida; Apiales; Apiaceae
Exons: 8
Coding region: 579-1229 (216 amino acids)
Source: RefSeq, a predicted model, not a curated record